UUAGUUUAAGAAUUACUACCAGACAUAUGGGUUGUGCAAACGGUAUAAUGGCUCCAUUAAAAUUGUACGCCGAUUUAAGGUCACAGCCUAGCAGGGCGGUUUAUAUUUUGUUGAAAGCGAACAAAAUUCCUUUUGAAUUUGUAAAGGUGGAUCUUUUUGCGGGCGAGCACAAACAGGACAAAUACACCAAGAUCAACCCCAGUCAGCAGGUUCCCUUCAUAGAGGACAACGGAUUCACCUUAGGAGAAAGUGCAGCAAUAUUAUGCUAUAUUGCCCAGAAGAGCGAAGUGGCGGAUCACUGGUACCCGAAAGACCCGAAAAAGAGGGCUCGCGUUGAUGAAUACCUACACUGGCACCAUUCAACUAUUCGAUUGAAUGCAACUACGGCUUUCAGGCUCCAGUUCUUUGAAGCUCUCGCUGGAAGACCAAUAAACCAGGAAGAAGUUGCAAAAUACAAGACAGGACUAGCAAAUGUGAUCACACAGCUAGGAAACAGCUUUUUGAAGGGCCGCUCUUUUCUUGCUGGUGAUGACAUCUCGGUCGCAGAUUUGCAGGCACUUUGCGAAUUGAUGCAACUAGAUUCGUUGGGUCAGGGAGAUUUGUACUUGUCCAAUGGCAAUGUUAAGAAGUGGAUGGAACGAGUGAAAGGAAAAGUGAAGCCGUUGUUAGAAGAAUGUGAUAAGGACGGAAUUGCAUGGUUAAAGAAAACUUGGUCGGAAAAAUCAUAGACUUAAUAAAUAACAACAACUUUCAGCAUACGUCUUUGUUGCUUAUAUACAAUUGAUAAUGAAUAACUUGUAAAUUAUGUUGAUGAAUGUUUACAUAUUUUCUGGUUCGAGGUACAAAAAAGCAAUACGAUGUUUCAUCCGUUAUAGGAAAUAUAUGAUAGUGAGACACUGCAUGGAAGAUGAAACUGCAGCGACAACAAACAAGAUGGGAACGCUCAAGUAGAAAUGAAAUUCAUUUACUUCAAAACUGCUGUCAAACCAAUCUAUUACCUGUCCAAAAGAAUAGUUCAUUUUAUUAAUCUUUUUCAGUAUUUUAAUACACUUUAAUUGGUAAUGGCAAUCUUUUAACGUAACUCCUAUUUUGUAAAUGACCUUAACUAAAAAAAGCCAUUUGAUCAAAUACCAGUAUGUACGUAGUGAAGCUGUUCAAUUCCAGUAUAUCUUUGCUUUAAUAUUUGAAUGAUUAGAAUGCAAUUCAAACAUGUCUGUAACUAUAGAUACACUUGAUAUGCAUGAUAUUAUGUAACAGAAUGAAAUAAAGACAAUGAAUUGUUUUGUUCGAAA
Mya arenaria is the source of this 1292-nucleotide messenger RNA. Its product is annotated as glutathione S-transferase theta-1-like. The transcript has 4 exons. Bases 27 to 728 code for a protein of 233 amino acids. The record is from RefSeq and is a predicted model, not a curated record. Gene Ontology annotation, cellular component: cytoplasm. Gene Ontology annotation, molecular function: glutathione transferase activity. Gene Ontology annotation, biological process: glutathione metabolic process. Lineage: Eukaryota; Metazoa; Mollusca; Bivalvia; Myida; Myidae.